UUCAAUCAAUCAAUCAAAUCAAAGAAGAAGAGAAAGGAGAAAAAGAGAAGUGCAUCGUCUCAUUAAACCCCCAAUAAACCGGAGAUGGAGGGGGAGCUCACGAAGAAGAUGGAGAGGAAACUCAGGAAGAAGCAGAAGAAGCUAUUGAAGAAGAUGGGGAAAGAGAAGCCCCAAUCCCUGGUAAAGGAAAUCAUCUCCGUGGAGAGGGAGCGUAGAGACUUGCAUGCCUCACUUACUCCCACGUUCUCUGUCUGGAAAGAAAUCGAUUCUCAAACAACGUGGACAAUCGCCACAAAGGACCCUGCUACUGCUACUACCAGGGACGAUGAGAAUCAACUUGCGGAGUACUUCAACUUGAUGCUCCAAGAUAUGGAGGACCUGGGCCAUCGGAUGCUUUCUAUGCUGUAUUUUCUCAACAAAUCCAAUGACCCCAUCUGCUCCUACAAGGCCACCGAGCUGUGCAAUACAGCAGCCAAAUUAAAUAUGCAGAUAUCCAAGGGAUUCAGCAUGUACCAUGAGCCGGAGCAGGAGCCGGAGCCGGGGCAGAUCAACUUGUCGACUCUUUUCAGCAAAUAUUAUCGAUUUCCCAAUAAUUACGAGAACACCUUGGCCAAGUUAGACAUGAGGGAGGAGGAGACCAAGUGUGAGGAUGUUAAGGUGAAGAAGACCAAGGAAGAGGAGGACAAGGAGAAUGACCCAUCCACAAUCAAGUAUUUCAAGAAAAGUCUGGAGCUUGAUCAAUACUUUUUCGCCAAGGAUCGGAAAUACUGGGAAAAUGGUUGGGCCAGCAAGAUUGGCCGCUGCGGUGGAUUCGCAAAUACAACCAUACUAAGCCCUAUGCAGUUUACACACUACACACCUGGCAGCAUCCCAUCCCUUGCUGCCGUCACUGGUACUACUUUGCAGAUCUAUUCAAUUAAGAUAAAGAAUCUGAAAGGCUUGAAUUGGCCACUCAAAGUGUAUGGCAAGGUUGCUGCUCGAGACACUGUGGACCGCAACCGCAACAUUCUGUUCUCUCGGCCAAAGUUUGAUUAUCAAGAACUAAAUGGAGAAAAUGAUUCCUUAUGCUUGAUUGGUCCGUCUCGUGCGAUUGUUAGUUUUGACCAUGUCGACUUUGAAGUUGAACUCAAAGUAAUCGAUGAAGCUGAGUCGCAAAGAUUGAUUAUUUGUACAGGCCGUUACGGCGGUACAGAUGAUUUUUACACUUCCUCAGCCAGUGUGACUUAUGGUGGUGAUGGACCUACCUUCUUGCUCUCCAACCAUCGUUGUACAACUGAGUUAACACUUGAGCAGCUUCAUAAAUCGCACCAAGCUACUAUUGUGGGCAUACGAGUAACCAAAGGGGAUUGGCCUUUCAAACAUGGAUGUCGGGUCAUUUGCUUUUGGGCUCCUUCUUCUGCUGUAGAUGUGAUCGAUACCACUUGCAGGUCAAUUGUCUUGCUUGAUGAUCGUGACAAAGAAAUACAUUCAGGUUCAGGCAAGUAUCUUCACUUGUCGAGACGAGUGGUUUCAGUGAAAUCAUAUGGGAUUCUAAGAGUGACCAUAGAAGCAUACGGAGGGCCCGGUCAGUGUAUUGCACAAAAGGGGCAUGUUGACUUUCCUGUUAAGCAGUGCCAAACAACCGCGUUUGAUUGUGUACUUGGGGACACCACAUUGGAGGUGGUUGUAGCUUGGUCGUUGCUUAUCAAGGACAAAAUGGAUCUCCAGGUCCAAGCGGGGCAAUUUAAUGGAGAAAAGGUCUAAGAGCUUAUGUUAAUU
Triticum aestivum (bread wheat) is the source of this 1758-nucleotide messenger RNA. RefSeq lists its product as uncharacterized. The transcript has 4 exons. Lineage: Eukaryota; Viridiplantae; Streptophyta; Magnoliopsida; Poales; Poaceae. The coding region runs from base 85 to 1743 and encodes 552 amino acids. The record is from RefSeq and is a predicted model, not a curated record.